This is a messenger RNA of Darwinula stevensoni, 1749 nucleotides long. The record is from the annotation of a GenBank genome assembly. NCBI's taxonomy places the organism in Eukaryota, Metazoa, Arthropoda, Ostracoda, Podocopida, Darwinulidae.
CAGUGCUUGGCAGAGUAGGGCAUGGCGCUGCUCAGCGUUCCGCUACGUUGAGCGUCAUAGCCAUCCUUUCGAAGAUGCGACUCAUUCUCUCGGUAAUUUGCUCGUUGUGAUAUGGCCAUUCAUACAUGCUGGCUGUGAUUUACGUCUCUUUUCCGACUUGAUCACUAAAUCAACCAUAGUUGGGAACAUUAUUGCCUGAUCAGUUUCAUCUAUGACCUCGCUGGCAUUUCACCUUGGCUUCUUGCUCGCCGCGGCACUGCUCGGCAGUGUCGCGUCGGUCGAUGAAGACUAUGGAGAACUGAAGCUUGUUCAUCUUCUCUACCGACAUGGCGACAGAACUCCGAUUGACUUUUAUCCCAAUGACCCAUAUCAAGACCCAAAGUACUGGCCUGUUGGACCUGGAGAACUCCUAAAUGCAGGGAAAGAGCGUCAAUAUGAACUGGGAGAAUUCCUCAAAAAACGCUAUGAAGGAUUCCUGAGUCCAAUGUACAGUAUACCAGAAGUCUAUGUGAGAAGCACAGACUAUGACCGCACACUGAUGAGUGCACAGGCGAACUUGGCUGGACUGUUUCCACCUCAGGGAAGCCAGAUUUGGAAUCCAAAUAUCUCCUGGCAGCCCAUCCCCGUUCACACAGUCUCGCCAUCUGAUGACUAUCUGCUGUCCCCUGACUCCACUUGUCGUACAGCAACUGAUGAACUGGAGUCCUUAAAGUACAGGCUUCCCUUUGUUGGAGAGAUGGUAGACAGAGCUGAGAAGCUCCUGAUGGGGAUUCAGGCCGACACUGGCUUGACCCCGCAUGGGAAUGUUAUCAGUCAAGUGGACUAUCUGUCAGACACAUUGAAGAUUGAGUCUUCCUUCAACUACACUUUGCCAAACUGGACCCAUGGAAUAUACCCUAAUCAGACCAAGCCUAUCUCAGACUUCAGCUUCAUGUUGAAGUCUCUCACACCCACACUCAAACGGCUGCGGGGAGGUCCCCUGGUUUACACAAUGGUGAAGAACAUGGAGGACAAGGUAGCAAGGAAGUCAAGGAUGGAGAAGCUGAAGGUUGUCAUGUACUCAGGACAUGACACCACAGUGUCCAUGUUCCUUGGCUCUCUGAACAUCUUUGAUCCUCACCAGCCUGGAUAUGCCUGCUUGGUCACUGUGGAACUCAGAGAGAAAAAUGCUGUCCAUUAUGCUAGAGUGAUGUAUCGUAACGAGACAGGGGACUACAACCUUCGCAUACCUGGCUGUGAUCACAUGUGUCGGCUCGAGGAGUUUGCAAGGCUCACUGAACCGGUCCGCAUUUCUCCGCAGCAAUGGGGCAUUGAGUGCCAAAAUCAGCCUUCCAUCUUCUCCUCCAACCUCCUCCUAGUGGUGAACAUAUCUUGCCUCCUGGUCGUUCUGCUCAUCCUGUCAACCACGCUGCUCGUGUUGUACUGGAACAAGCAUCGGCAGGUCCGGGGCUACACGUCCCUCCCUUCCGCCGACGCCAGUUGACAUCUUCAUUUUCUUCUUUUUUUGCAUUGACUCUUGUCUUUCUUGCUGGGCAUUUGGUUAUGACUUUUUUUUUUCUUUGUGUCUCAUCUCUCUCCCUCUUGUCUCUUUGUCCCUUUCUUUAUUUUGCAUUUCUUCACUGCAUUCUACUUUUGAUUUAUACCUUAAAGACAGGGGCCUUCCUUGAGAGUUUCACAAUGAUCUCUUCAUGCUGCUGGCUGAUCAUUCCAGAGAACAAUAAAGUAUUCAACUUAUUUUUGGAUUAAAUA